GCUCAAAGCAUUUCCACUCGUAGAAACAGAUUGGUUCCAUCCCGCAUCUUGGAUUACAAAUUGUUGCGACAAACUCCGAUUGAUCCAAAGCUCACGACUUGUUCCACGUGCGAAACGUAACGAAACGAAUCGACGUGCCCGUCUGCGAGCGAUCGGCAUUGUGGCCACCAUAGUUCUAAAGCAACCACAGAAUACGUCGUCGACUCCAGAUCAGAACACAAACCUUACAUCCGUACAAACGCAACGCAGCACAAAAUACCACAACACAGACAGCCAUGUCGUCUAUGAAUUUUAGCACAUCGAAGCAAUACGUCCGUCCACCGCAGCGGGGGAUAUUCCCCCUCGACCACGAUUCGGAAUGCAGGCCGUUUAUGGAAAAAUACUUGGAGUGCCUUAAUGAUUCGUCACAGGUUCACCACAAGUGCAAGCCUCUUUCCAAGGACUAUCUCCAGUGCCGGAUGGAUCGGCAAUUGAUGUCCAAAGAAAAUCUCGACGAUGUGCGUAUCGUUUCGUUGCGUUGAUUUUCUUUUAGGUUGCAUUCUCCCAUUCCGUGCCGUGAUAUGCCAUGCCUAUUGCUUGCGGUCCCCGGUCGGUGGAAGGAUAGCUGAUCCUGCACCUUGCUGCACAGUGCUCCCGCGGAUCUUCCGUUCUUGCCCACAUGAGCUGUUUGUUCAACAAUCCUAUCUUGUCGUCUUUUGUUCUUUCGUUUGCUAACCAUUGCUCGCACCCUCGCAUCCGCAUCUGCACACCAACCAAACGCAACUUAACGCAACGCAACACCCCUAGAUGGGCUAUGCCAAAAACAAGGACGUCGUUGGGGCAAAGGAAUACGACAAGGCGAAAGAAAAGGCAGGAUUCAUUGCGGGGAAACACAUCGAGAAAUCGUCCAAGUGGUGGUUUCAGUCCUACAAAGCCAAAUGGGUCGGCGACGAUAAGGAGGGAGAAGCAAAAUAGACAGCGCAGAGGCGUGGCACCCCUUUUGUUCAACCAAUAUUUUUGAUGAAAUGAUACUUCUACGCACUACACAAUCGAAAGAAAGAAUUUUCAUCGACACGGUGAUUGACUCUACCCCUUCGUCGAUCACGCCGAUAAUUGGUUCAGACGCGUAUUGCAUACGUCACUCCUUGUUUACAGUAAAAUAUUCAAAUUAUAAUUAUAGUACGGUUUGUAGACAGUUGUGAAAAAAUCGUGCUAAGCAAGAAACAUCCAUCGGUCUUGCUGCACUGUGCUCAAAAGAAACCAACCAGGGGGUCCGCGGACUGCCCCUGCUGCUGCGACGAAGACGGCGGUGGUUGGUUGGUAAACGCAGAAAAAGGGUCUACGGGUGCCGCUGCCGGUUGUGGUGCAAACGCGUUGUUGGGAGCUUGGUUUUGAAAACCCUGCUGUGUGCCAACGCUGUGGAAGGGUCCUGCGUUGUCCGAGUAACCGCCGCUGGCAGGCGCAGAAGCAUUCGAAGGAACAAUGUGCGAAAAUAUCCCGCUGCCGGCGACCUGCACCAUCGCGGGAGAUUGUUGGGUGGUAGUGGGAAACGGCGCCGAUUGUUGCGGCGUGGUCGUGGCACCAUAUCCCGUGUUUUGGUUCGUUGCAGAAAACGGAGCAUCGUUCGUCUCCAUAAACGUCGAUGCAGCGACAAAGGUUGAGUUGGCUCCCGUCGAAUUCAUUGUUGCGUUUGCAGGUACCGCCGAUGGCUUUUGAACAAUGCUAGGGGUCUCGGAAGAAACCCGCCUGCCCCCGAGCUCGACGAUUUCGUCUUCUUUUGCUUUUUUUUGCUGCUCGAGUGUCGUCAAAUCCUGUCGGCAAGUAUCAUAGACGUUGCGAAUCUGCCGAUCGGUUGGCAGAAAACCUUCCUUGUCUUCGGCUUCCGCAAAGGCAUUGAACAGGGCCACCCCAAAGUCCUCCUUGUGUCCCUUGAUCAAUCGGUCCGUCACGGUCAAUUCAGUUUUGAUCUUGGCCUCGCCACCAUGGUACAGCCCCGCCUUUCCGAUGUUGAAGAGUUUCUGUCCAUAGUUUUCGGCCUUGGUCGGAAAUGCCGCGGCGCGGUCUGCUUCCGCCUUGGCCAAGGCUUCCUUUUGUUUGACCCGCCUGGCGGCCAGGGCCUGGAUUUCCUUUUGCGCCAGGAUGAUGUUUGGGCGUACCAGCUCGGUCAGCUUGUCGCUCGCGGCAUAAAAGUCAGCAGACUUCGUGAGCGGACUCAAGUAAUCGUACAUGGCUAUUCCGAAAGCUCGUUUCCUGGAGUCCAUCGAGUUGUCGAUCAUGAGUAUGUCCUAUGGUGUUGCGAUUUGGAGGGCAUUGAAUUCCGUUCCGUUGCGUGGUGUUUGUUUAGUGCAUGAUACAUUAUGCGGUGCCAACCGAUGAAACAAAAGAGCAAUCGGUCUGGUUAGUUCGUGCGAGAAUCAGUGACGAUGCAGGACAGAAUGGCCAAGGAACAGCGGAAAUAUACACAUCGCACGCGA
Pseudo-nitzschia multistriata is the source of this 2453-nucleotide messenger RNA. The record is from the annotation of a GenBank genome assembly. NCBI's taxonomy places the organism in Eukaryota, Bacillariophyta, Bacillariophyceae, Bacillariales, Bacillariaceae.